Cyclocybe aegerita is the source of this 1719-nucleotide messenger RNA. The record is from the annotation of a GenBank genome assembly. Lineage: Eukaryota; Fungi; Basidiomycota; Agaricomycetes; Agaricales; Hemipholiotaceae.
AUGCCCAACCAGGAGAACGACAUUGAAGGACGCGACCCAUUGGCAUCUCCUCAACCCGACAAAGGUGCUAUCGACGACGCAGAGCACCAGCAACUCGCCGAAAUUCUGUCCUUAACAAUGUCGAAACGGACACCUCGAUUCGAUCUCCCUUCUCCUCUGUCCAACGUCCGCAUGGCGGAAUAUUCAACAACGGUCGCUGUUGCGCGUCACCAGGCAUACUCCGACUAUUCUCCCUACACGAGUUCCCCGUCCACCGCUGUCAACAGUCGGGCGCCUUCGCCGACGAAGGAGCUUGACGAGGAAGAUGACCCGGUCACUACUUUCGACCGCCUGAAUUGGCGUUUGGCAAGUGGUUUCUUCGCGUGUUUCAUGGGUGGCUGGGCCGACGGAGUGACUGGAACUGUCAUGCCAUACCUUUCUGCGGAAUUCAAUCUAACGUCGACACUUUCGUCCUCUCUGUUCGCUGCAUCGACCUGCGGCUUCUUUGCCGGUACAUUCCUCGUUGAAACCAUCUUGAAAUUUCUUGGCCGCUUUCAAGUCAAACGCAACACAAGGUCAAUAUUUGUGCUCUUUCCGGUUUUCAGUAAACGACAUGCCUUCAACGACGACUAUGGACACUCGGACACUCAGGCCCGUUUCCUGGUCCUGGUUGUUGCCAGCGUGAUUCAUGCCAUGUAUUUCAUUAUGAUGGGUUCAAGGAGUGGAUUCCCUGUCAUGUUCCUAGCCUACGUGCUUUCAGCAUUCUCGCGAGCGUUGCUUACCGCUCCUUUAAAUGCUUUCUUUGCUGCGGGUCCCAAGCAGGCCCUUGGUUACGGACUCGGUCUUGCAAGCUUUGGCAGUGUUGCAUCUCCUCUUGUCUGUCAGUCGAUUAUUGCCAUAGGCGUGCCAUGGUAUCACUUCUACUAUGGUUCGCUUGCUCUCUCUGCUUUCAACAUCGCCUUUCUGGCAUCCAUGUUCAGGCCUACGCCCAGCGAGUCGUACAGAGAGCGUCAGGAUGCUCUGGGGGAAGCUCGUUUCCAGAAAAGCCAACACCUUCGUUCCGGACGUUCUUCUCCCGUGAACGAUAUUGAGAACCCAGCAGCUUCGACUAUCAAAUUUAACUUUGGGGCGAAACCCCGCAGCGCUCUGCGUCUCGCUCUUUCCAUGCCUUAUCAGUGGGCAUUAUCGUCCUUCAUUCUGCUUUACUGCGGCAGCGAGACGACAACCCAGGGUUUUACAGUGACGUACCUCCUCCAGACUAGGCACGCAAACGAAAAAACAGUUGGGUAUGUCACCUCAGGCUUUUGGGCUGGCAUCAGCGUAGGGAGAUUCAUCUGGGGAUAUUGUAUUCCGUCCCUCACAUUCACCCAACGCAAAUACACUGUGCAUGCCUGCAUAAUGGUUGCAGUCAUUAUGCAUCUGCUCGUCUGGUUCAUCAAAUCCAACAUCCAGAAUGCUGUAUCAACGAGCCUGAUUGGCGUCUUAUAUGGACCCAUCUUCCCUGCGUGCUUGAGCAUGGCCAACGAUAUCCUGCCCGAAGAAGUCCACAUGGCGGCAAUGGCGUUGAUCUCAUCGUUUGGCAGCCUUGGAGGAGCGAUCUUCCCCCUAAAGACCGGAGCCAUUUUGGACGCAAAAGGCAUCCAAACGCUGACAUACGUCACUGUGCCUCUCGCUGCAGCGAUCGCCUGCCUUUGGACCCUGUUCCCUUCACGUUUACCCUGCAAGACUACCCUUGUCUAG